This is a messenger RNA of Schistocerca cancellata (South American locust), 600 nucleotides long. Its product is annotated as ras-related protein Rac1-like. The transcript has 2 exons. Gene Ontology annotation, molecular function: GTP binding; protein kinase binding; GTPase activity. Lineage: Eukaryota; Metazoa; Arthropoda; Insecta; Orthoptera; Acrididae. The record is from RefSeq and is a predicted model, not a curated record. Gene Ontology annotation, cellular component: cell projection; cytoskeleton; plasma membrane. Gene Ontology annotation, biological process: cortical cytoskeleton organization; motor neuron axon guidance; regulation of cell shape. Bases 1 to 600 code for a protein of 199 amino acids.
AUGCGGCCCUGCCCUCCAGAUUCCAUACGCCGGUCCCUGCUGGCCCCCUGGUUACCAGCUAACGCGCACCACCAAAUUCCUCAGCUCAGCCACAGAGGGCUCCGCGUCUGCCAAGACCCGCUACCUGUGUUUGACAACUAUUCUGCCAAUGUGAUGGUGGAUGGGAAGCCCGUCAAUUUGGGUCUGUGGGAUACAGCAGGACAAGAGGAUUACCAUACGCUGCGGUCAUUGUCUUAUCCACGAACACAUGUCUUCCUAAUCUGCUUUUCACUAGUGAACCCAGCAUCUUUCGAGAACGUUAGAGGGAAGUGGUAUCCAGAAGUAAGACAUCACUGUCCACCCACCCCCAUUAUUCUUGUGGGAACAAAACUGGAUCUUAGGGAAUACAAAGACACAAUUGGAAAACUAAAAGACAAGAGGUUAGCACCAAUUACAUACCCACAGCGACUAGCUAUGGCAAAGGAGAUUGGUGCAGUGAAGUACCCUGAGUGCAGUGCUCUCACUCAGAAGGGACUCAAAACAGUUUUUGAUGAGGCAAUCCCAGCGGUAUUAUGCCCAGUGCUGCAAAUUACACCGAAAAGGAAAUGUAUGCUUAUAUAA